UCGAGUGCUAUGUUCGUGCUUUAAACUAGCGAUUACAGAGUUUACGUGUAGUGAAGCUACUGUGAACAUGGUUUAUAAAUGUUGUGUGCCAAGGUGUCGUGGGAAUUACGGAACUGGACCGAAAGUAAUGCUGUUUUCCUUUCCGAAAGAUGCGAAUCUGCGUUGGAAAUGGCUUUCAGCAAUUCAUCGGGACAAUUUCCAACCCACUGAGCACACGAAGGUUUGUGAACUUCACUUCACCGAAUCUGACAUCUGCCGGCAUACAGAAUGUUAUGAUGAAGUGAAAGGCACAAAGCUUUCUGUCAAGCUUUCAAGACCGAGGCUUAGAGAGGGUGCUGUCCCAUCAGUGUUACCAGGCUGCCCAAGCUAUUUGUCUACUCCAUCCACCAGCUCUCGAGAAAGUCCAGAGGAAAGGAGAGCUAGAUUGGACAAUGAACAUCUUCUACAAGCAAUUAAAGACAGUAUAGUAACCAAAACAGAGUAUGAUUCGAGGAAGUUAUUUUCUACUUUUGAAGCAUUUCUGCAGUGCCUAGAAAGAGAAACCAUUCCCAGUGAAUGGACCAUUGUUAGGAGAAGUGACUGUGUCCUAUUUCUAUUGCUUACUGUAUUGCCUGCUCCGUCUGUAUCUGUAGUAGUGACAAAUGAUUUGCAGUUGUCUGCCUAUCGAAGUAACACUGAGAUAAGAAAGAUAGGCAGUAGAAAAAUAUCACACAAACUUUCAAAUAUGAAUGAUUUGUUUACAGUAUUAGACAAAGUGAAAGAAUUAGUCAGUGCAAAAGAAAAUUCAUUAAAAAUCCAGUGCCUUCUUAUACAGGACAUUUUAAAUGACAUGUGCAGUUCUGUAGAUGAAGAAAAACAGAAACAAAUUCAAUUCUUAAGUGAGCAAGUUAAGUUGCUAUGUAGCUGUGAGGAAAACUAUAGGUUUAAUCCUCACUUUUCUAUAUUUUGUUGUAUCCUGCAUUCUAUCUCCCCUCAUGCCUAUAAAUUUUUGAGGUCAUCUGGCAAUCUUAUUCUUCCUCAUCCAAGAACUUUACAGAAAAUAUGUUCCUCAUAUACUAAUGGUCCUCAUAAUGAACAAAAUGAAGGUGCUAUGCUCCUGUAUAUUAAGGAAAGAUUUAAAUCUUUGCAGGAAAGUGAUUGUACCAUUUCAUUAAUGAUGGAUGAAAUUCAUAUUAAACCUUAUUUUGAUUACAAGGGAGGAAACAUUGUGGGGGCAGCAUUUGAUAGUGACAAGGCUGCUACUACAGCAUAUGUCUUUAUGGUACAAUCAUUGCUGUCUUCUUUUAAAGAAGUAGUGCAUGUCCUUCCAGUGAGAAACCUUGUAGCUGAACAGUUAUUUUUGUAUGUGAAGAAAAUAUUAUGUGGCCUUUAUGACAUUGGUUUCAAAGUUAUUUGUGUAGUUAGUGACAACAAUGCUUUAAAUAGGAAAUCUAUGGCACUUUUUAGCUCACCUCCAAAACUCAGUAUAGUUUACCCACGUCCAGCUAAUCCAACUCAGCCACUAUUUUUUAUAAUUGAUUAUGUCCACAUCCUUAAGUGUAUACGUAAUUAUUGGGUUAAUCAAAAGGACUCUCAAGUUUUGCUCAAAUAUCCACAAUUUGAUGGAAGCAGUGAUGAUUGUCAGGUGUUAAUGGCAUCUUUUGAAGCAUUGAGGCAGCUUCAUAAGAUUGAAUAUAAUGGUCUACUUAAGCACUCUUAUGGUCUUUCUUUGAAGUCUCUUUAUCCAUCUUCACUUGAGAAACAGAAUGUGAGCCUUGUUUUGCAGGUAUUCAGUGAAUAUACAGCUGAAGCCGUUUAA
Molecule: messenger RNA, 1798 nt
Organism: Schistocerca nitens (vagrant locust)
Lineage: Eukaryota; Metazoa; Arthropoda; Insecta; Orthoptera; Acrididae
Exons: 2
Coding region: 68-1798 (576 amino acids)
Source: RefSeq, a predicted model, not a curated record